This is a messenger RNA of Dendrobium catenatum, 941 nucleotides long. Its product is annotated as calmodulin-like. The record is from RefSeq and is a predicted model, not a curated record. Lineage: Eukaryota; Viridiplantae; Streptophyta; Magnoliopsida; Asparagales; Orchidaceae. The coding region runs from base 435 to 884 and encodes 149 amino acids. The transcript has 4 exons. Gene Ontology annotation, molecular function: calcium ion binding; enzyme regulator activity.
GUUAAUUGCAGAAACGCGUAGAAACUCAGUUAGUUUUGAUAAGUAAUUAACAGAUAAACAAAGCACUAAUGCUGCAUUAAGAAAUAAAUAAGUACUCUGAGAUCCCCCAAUUCAAUGGAAAGACCGAAUCACCGUAUCUCUUUUUCCCCCAUUUUUUAAGCAAGAAAAUCACCAUAUCUCCACCUCAUGCGUUUCUUCUGACGGUGCCGUCUUGACCGGCUUUAAGAGAGAGAAACUGAGGGGGACAGAUAUCCGCAACCGCAAGUCAGAGCUCUUCAUUGAAGAAGCUCAGAGAGGAAGAGAGAGAGAGAGAGAGAGAGGAGAGGGAAAGGCUAUAAAAAGGUGAGUUUGGAUACAUUGCAUUAGGCCUAUACAGAAUUUUUGACAGUCGGUCAUCUUCCUCGAUCGGUCGGUUUUUUGGAGUACAGAAAGGCAUGGAUUUCCUCACAGAAGAGGAGUUCUCCGAAUUCUGGGACGCUUUUUGCCUUCUUGAUAAGGAUGGAGAUGGAGGAUCUAUAACGAUGGAAGAGAUGCUGAUCAUCAUGAAAACAAUAUGGCAGAGUUCUUCAAGCAUUGAACUGAAAGAAAUGAGCAGCCAAUUUGAUUUUGAUUUUAGAGGAAGCUUUGAUUUUGGAGUUCUAUUGGAUUUGAUUAACGAAAAUGUUAAGGAAAUAAAUAAAGAAGAUGAAUUAAAGGAAGUCUUUAAAGUGUUUGAUAGAGAUCAAAAUGGUUUCAUAUCGGCCACUGAGCUAAAGAAUGUGUUGAUCAGUUUGGGUGAGAAAUUGACAGAUGAGGAGGCAGAGCAGAUGAUAAAGGAGGCAGAUUUUGAUGGCGAUGGGAGAGUAAAUUAUGAUGAUUUCGUACAUACGAUGAUGUCAAUGUAAAAAUAAAAAUAAAAAAAAUAAAAAUAAAAACUGAAGAGAUUAUUAGUCGGUGUCAAA